Messenger RNA from Colletotrichum higginsianum IMI 349063, 807 nucleotides. RefSeq lists its product as uncharacterized. The coding region runs from base 1 to 807 and encodes 268 amino acids. Gene Ontology annotation, molecular function: rRNA primary transcript binding. The transcript has 2 exons. Gene Ontology annotation, biological process: nuclear-transcribed mRNA catabolic process, RNase MRP-dependent; maturation of 5.8S rRNA from tricistronic rRNA transcript (SSU-rRNA, 5.8S rRNA, LSU-rRNA). Gene Ontology annotation, cellular component: ribonuclease MRP complex. Lineage: Eukaryota; Fungi; Ascomycota; Sordariomycetes; Glomerellales; Glomerellaceae. The record is from RefSeq and is a predicted model, not a curated record.
AUGGCCCCCGUGGACACAGCAGACGUCGACCGGCCCGCCGUUGCCGCCCUGGUCCCCGUCCUCCAGAUAUUCGACGGCUUCAACCACCGCAACAAGAAUCAGCACCGCGUCGCCCGCUGGUGGGCCCGCUUCGACCUCCUUCGCCGUUCCGUCCGGCGACUCCACGACGCCCUCGAGGCCCGCGUGCGUCAUCGGCACGCCCAGAGCUUCAAGGCACCCUCCAAGAAGUCGGCCAGCAAGGCCAACGCCGGCGUCGUCAUCGGCAAUGGGAACCGCCGGGGAAAUGCAUUGGAUGAGCAUGUCACUGCGAGGGCGCGGCUGCUGCUCGACUCAAUCAUCCCCUCGUCAUUUCUAGCUUUCAGUCAGUUGGCGGCAGAUAACCAACAUGCUGCCCUUGGCCUGGUCUUGCUGGGCGUCUUGGCCCGUAUAAACUCGACCGUCGCUCCCUUGGUCCCCCAACAAUCCGAGAGAGGUGGUGAUAUGCCCAUGACCAAUACAUCAGCCAGCCACGAUGCCGUCACAGUUAAGGACCAGACACCGUCAGAGCUGAUGGACCUCGGCGUGGCCAUCUCUCGAGACCAGUUGAAGCUGGCCGCUAAACCCGCAGCUCGCCGCCCAAGAAAAGACGACUGGGAGGCUGUCACAUCAACUGCGACUAAAAAGAAGCGCAACAUGCUUGAUGUGUCCGAUAGCGAAUCUGAGCCCAGCAGUAAGCUGGCCAAGUUGAAAAAGCCUGAGAAGAAACCCGGCAAGAAAAAGUCGAAAAGGGGUGACGAGUUUUCCGAUCUGUUCAGCUCGCUGAUAUAG